Molecule: messenger RNA, 3087 nt
Organism: Anarrhichthys ocellatus (wolf-eel)
Lineage: Eukaryota; Metazoa; Chordata; Actinopteri; Perciformes; Anarhichadidae
Gene: sh3bgrl3
Product: SH3 domain binding glutamate-rich protein like 3
Exons: 3
Coding region: 67-345 (92 amino acids)
Cellular component (GO): cytoplasm
Source: RefSeq, a predicted model, not a curated record
CUUGACGCAAGCGAGAGAAAGCUACUCGGCAGAUGCACAAAAGGAACGCACGGACCUGCAGCAGCGAUGGGAAUCAAACUGUACUACACCACCGUGACUGCCUCCCGGACGGUGAAGUCUCAACAGGCAGAAGUGAUGCGAAUCCUUGAAAGUAAAAGCAUCCAGUUCAAGCUCAUCGACAUCUCUGUGGGCAGAGAGGUUUGUGACGAAAUGAGAAGCAAAGUGGGGAACCCGUCAGCUGUUCCUCCCCAGCUGUUCAACGAAGACCAGUACUGUGGGGACUACGACAUGUUGUCUGAGGCGGUGGAAGCAGAUACAGUCGACCAAUUUCUGAAGAUGGCGUGAGAAAUACGGAGUGUAAUUCUCAGUCUUAACCCCAUAUCCCCUCACACCCUGUGCCCUAAUGGAGGCCCUUCAUCCAGUCUCUCUCUGCUCCACUGGCAGUAUCCACUCACUUUCAAUGCCAUAACGGAGAAUGCCAAAUAUCUAAUUAAUCAGAAGACACACAUUCCCCCUACUGCUCCAUUAGUCUUAAUCUGUUUUUUUUCCUCUUCUUUCCUUUUGAUUUCUUUCUGACCUUCUCCCCUUCUGACAGACUAGUGUUACUAAGUGCUCCCAGGAAGCAAUGGGGUGUCUAAAUGUGCAGUAAUUAGGUUGACUAAUCUCGGCCGCGGCCACAUGAUCGCUGGAGUUUAAACUAAUCUGGAUGACAACGUUCAACCCAGAAUCUUCCUGAUCCGCUGCACACCAAACGCACAGUCUUAACUACUUUUGUCGUCUUUCUCUGUAGCCUUCCAGUUCCCAUGUUUGUACUUGACCGCACACUAUUUUUUACUUCGCGUUGAUGCAAAUGCACUGGGAAGUAGCAAGGACUGUAAUGUCCUGAAACCCAAUUAAUCGUAAGACUUGGAGCUGCUGAAAGAUGCCUUUUUUGGCAUAUACAGCUUUUUGUAAUUUUGGUCCAUUGGUCACUUCAUGCAACAUUUGACGUCUUGUGCUCAUCUGACGUUAAUCUGAUGGCGAUAAUGCCAACAGAACUCAAAACAUGUACAUUUUUGACAAAUAUUAAAAGUACAAAUUACUUCAAUUAAGCCACACACUUAUGCUUGUCUGUGACACAAAGGUAACAAACAAAAUUACAUUCAGACGCAUUAAGGUCUACCAAACGUCUUGGGUACAUUUCCUUCAUUACAUUUGCAAAGACGUUUUAAAAAAAAAAAUACAUUUUAUAUUGUUUACAUCCUUGUUUGCUAGCAGGCAGUGUUCUUCCUCUCCGACUUUUUGAACAAAUUGUUACUCUUCUUUGCGCUUUACUGCCACCGACUGGCAAUCUGUGUAGGGCGACACUGGUGGCAGGAGUGUGUAUUGCUUGCGUGCACGAUAAGAACAAAGUGGGGACCCGCUUGUAAAAACUGUAGCGCUACUAUUAGUGACAAAUCCACAGGGUACCUUUAAGCUAAGUCUUGCAAAUGUCUGUAAAUUGCCAUCAGCCGCAGUGUCUUUUUUUUUAUAUACUCAAAUAUAUAUCAGUCAGAAAUCAGACAUUUUCAAAUCGUACACAUUGUUGCAUUAAAGGUGCAGUGAGUUGGAUUUGGCGACAUCUAGUGGUGAGGUUUGCAGAUUGCAACCAACUGAAACUUCUCCCGCGUGUCAAGCGUGUAGGUGGCUGAUGGCUGAUAUAUAUUCCCCUAAAUACUAUACACUGUUCCUUUCAUUUAUAAUUGGUGACCAGUUGUAGCUUCUAUUUAGUGCAAUGAGGUCGUGCCUCAUCUAUUGUUUGUGCCUGUCGGGGGUGUUAACAUACUACAGUUGAAAUCAACAAAUUACAAUAAUCUGUUUAUUUACAUUUUACUGCGCAGGCAACAAAAAAAUGGAUUCAGUAUUCCCCAACCAACAUACUGUUCAGUGUGGAAACAUUUAUACUUUCAUGAGAGGAAAUCCAAUUUACAGGAAACAUAAUUGAACAGUUAAAAUUAUCUCUCUCUCUCUCUCUCUCUCUCUCUCUCUCUCUCUCUCUCUCUCUCUCUCUCUCUCUCUCUCACUCUCUCUCUCUCUCUCUCUCUCUCUCUCUCUCUCUCUCUCUCUCUCUCUGAGACCCCUGUUGGAAUCAACGAUGUGUGACAAUGGUCACCAAUGGGCCAGACUUAUUUAAAAGCUUGGUGUGGUUGAACAUUUCAGUAGUUGGCUGCUUGAUUUUAGCACCCAGUAGAGCAGAAUGAACAACUUUUCUUACUCAAUCGGUGCCAAUAUAUAUCUUUGCAGGUGGAUUUUCACCGUAUUAUUAGCACUUACCUGUUAUCUUCUACGUUUUCCAUAAUCCGUAUAGUUUAGAAGCUUUGUUUCAGGCUCCGUAUGGCUGACUGACUGCACACACUUAGAAGGGAGCAUUCCAUGUCGAUUGUAAAUGAUAAGAUGGAAAAGAUGUGAAUCUUCUCGCUUUUCAACCACGUAGCUUGUCAUUCCUCCUGUUUAUUCAAAUGUUACAGUUUCACAGACUGUCCCGGGCAUGAAGAUGCGGUAAUGUGACUAUGCACUGACACCCUGCCUCACUCUGAACACAGAGAAAAAGGUCAACGCUGGUGUGUUUUAAAUUGAGCUGCCUCAGUCUUACUGGCCUUAGGGAACACUCGCCACAUGGGAAACAUGAAGGCUUUACUUAUUUUCUCUUCUAUGUAUGCACAUUCAUUCAGUUAUAUAUCAUGUUCAUGUUUUGGGUUAUUUGUCUUUUUUAGUUUUUUUUUUUAAAUCAAGAACGACGUGUUUUUUUCCUCUCUAACUCUUCUGUCAACACUCUCCUCUGCUUUCAAAAUUGUGUUGUCACAGUUUGGGAUCCCCGGUAAAGAUGGCCUUCACACACAAUGUUUGUGCAGUGUUUUGUAAGUUGGUGGUUGUAGAUGUUUGCCUGAUGUAUAUCCACUAUGAAUCAUGUUUUAGACAUUCCAUGUCUCUCUCCUGCUUUGCUUUUGGACCAAUUCCCCUGGGCCCAAAAAAAAGAAAAAUAGGGACUAAAAUGCUGUUGUCUUCCAAGAAGAUUGUGAAAAAUGAUUUAUGGGUGAACAAAAAAUAAUAAAAUGGGAGUUGAAUCUA